Exophiala aquamarina CBS 119918 is the source of this 1098-nucleotide messenger RNA. Its product is annotated as L-asparaginase. NCBI's taxonomy places the organism in Eukaryota, Fungi, Ascomycota, Eurotiomycetes, Chaetothyriales, Herpotrichiellaceae. The transcript is spliced from 2 exons. Gene Ontology annotation, molecular function: asparaginase activity. The coding region runs from base 1 to 1098 and encodes 365 amino acids. The record is from RefSeq and is a predicted model, not a curated record.
AUGGUUUCCUUUAGACUUGCCCUCGGUUUUGCGGUGGGCACGGCGGCGUCGCCGAUACUCCACCUGAGUCAGUUGCUCCCGAGACAAGAUAUUCAAACACCUAUCAAUGCGUCCUUGCCAAAUGUGACCAUCUUUGCCACGGGUGGUACAAUCGCGAGUCAAGGCACCUCGAACACACAGACUACAGGAUACAGUGUGGGACUAGGUGUUCAACAACUUGUCGAUGCAGUACCAGAGAUCCUCAACAUCACGAACAUCCGUGGCUACCAGGUGUCCAACGUCGGCAGCGGCUCCAUCAACGAGACGAUCUCGCUUAAACUGGCCCACCUGAUCAACGAAGAGCUUGCUCGUGACGACAUUUCUGGUGUGGUCGUCACUCAUGGGACCGAUACUCUCGAAGAGACGGCUUUCUUUCUGGACUUGACCGUCAAUUCUACGAAGCCUGUCGUUGUUGUUGGCGCAAUGAGACCUGCCACAGCCCUCAGUGCAGAUGGUCCGCUGAACCUGUACCAGGCCGUCACACUGGCGUCCUCUCCAAAUGCCAUCGGCCGUGGCGCUAUGAUUGCCUUGAACGAUCGCAUCGGGAGUGCGUUCUACACGACCAAGAACAAUGCGAAUUCCCUCGAUACAUUCUACAGCACUGAAGCUGGCCAACUUGGAUUCUUCAUCAACCAAGUUCCGUACUUCUACUACGAGCCCGCAGCACCAAUUGGCAAAGUGCAAUUUGAUUUGAGCGGUGCGGACUCCUUACCAUCAAUCAAUAUUCUAUACGCCCACCAAGACAUGGACCCCGAGCUGUUCAACUCGACCGUCGAGAACGGAGCUGAAGGCAUCGUUGUCGCAGGUGUCGGCGCCGGAGGAAUGUCCUCGGUGGCAGCGAGGUCGGCAGAGGCUGUCUACAACGCGACCGGGAUUCCCAUGGUGGCGAGCCACCGCUCUCCAGAUGGAUUUGUACCAGGGGAUGAGGGCGAUUUCAUCAUUGCGAGUGGAUUCCUCAACCCUCAGAAAGCCCGUAUCUUGCUCCAGUUGGCGGUGCAGGCGGGUUAUGAAAAUGAUGAUAUCAAGGAGCUGUUCGCUCAAGGCUAUCCCAGUCCAUAG